CCUCUGCCCUUCUCUCUCUCCAACUCCUUCCAUGGCUACUUCUUCUCCAUCAACGACCAAACUCUCCUUCUCUUCUACAGAAAUACCCCAUCUAUCCCCUUCUUCCCCAAAAUACCCCUCCCUCGCCCCUUCCCCUUUCCUCAAAACUCCUCAAACCCUUUUUUCCUUACCAAAACACCCCUCCCUCUCCCUCCACCACCACCACCCCUCUCUUCCAUUCAAGCUCUCCUCCAAAAACCCCAUCUCAGAUUUCUUCCCGUCCGACGCGUCGGACGAUAAGCCGCGCGAGGAGUGCGGCGUCGUCGGCAUCUACGGCGACCCGGAAGCUUCCCGCCUCUGCUACCUGGCCCUCCACGCCCUCCAGCACCGUGGCCAGGAGGGCGCUGGCAUCGUAUCCGUCCAUAACAAUCUCCUCCAAUCCAUCACCGGGGUGGGCCUCGUUUCCGACGUCUUCACCGGCUCGAAGCUCGACCAGCUUCCCGGCUCCUCUGCUAUCGGCCACGUUCGCUACUCCACUGCCGGCUCCUCCAUGCUCAAGAACGUCCAGCCCUUCGUCGCCGGGUACCGUUUUGGCUCUGUUGGCGUCGCCCACAAUGGCAAUUUAGUAAAUUACCGUGCCCUGAGGGCCAUGCUUGAAGAGCACGGCUCGAUCUUCAACACUAGCUCCGACACGGAAGUCGUCCUCCACCUGAUUGCAAUCUCAAAGGCUCGGCCUUUCCUGUUGCGGAUCGUCGGCGCCUGCGAGCAGCUCGAGGGCGCCUACUCGAUGGUGUUCUUGACAGAGGACAAGCUCGUUGCGGUGCGGGACCCAUUUGGGUUCCGGCCCCUGGUGAUGGGCCGCAGGGCGAACGGGGCGGUUGUAUUUGCGUCGGAGACAUGUGCGCUUGACCUCAUCGAGGCGACAUACGAGCGGGAGGUUAACCCCGGGGAGGUGGUGGUCGUCGACGCUGACAGCAUCAGCUCUCUCUGCCUGCUGCCCCACCGCGACCGGAAGGCCUGCGUCUUCGAGCACGUCUACUUCUCCCUUCCAAAUUCCAUCGUCUUCGGCCGCUCCGUCUACGAGUCACGCUACGCCUUUGGUCAGAUCCUUGCCACAGAGGCUCCUGUCGACUGCGAUAUCGUGAUUGCUGUGCCUGACUCUGGGGUUGUUGCGGCGCUCGGGUACGCUGCCAAGGCUGGUGUGCCUUUCCAGCAGGGGCUCAUACGGUCGCACUAUGUGGGCCGGACAUUCAUUGAGCCAUCACAGAAGAUACGGGAUUUUGGGGUGAAGCUCAAGCUCGCGCCUGUCCGUCGGGUUUUGGAAGGGAAGAGGGUGGUUGUCGUUGAUGACUCAAUUGUUAGGGGGACAACGUCGUCAAAGAUUGUGAGGCUGCUGAAGGAGGCAGGCACGAAAGAGGUCCACAUGAGGAUUGCAAGCCCCCCCAUCAUCGGCUCGUGCUACUAUGGAGUGGACACACCCAGCACGGAGGAGUUGAUUUCGAACAUGAUGACUGUUGAGGAAGUGAGGGACUUUAUUGGGUCUGAUUCACUCGCUUUCCUUCCAUUGAAUAGCUUGAGGAAAUUGCUUGGCAAUGAGGCGCCGACCUUUUGUGACGCUUGCUUCUCUGGGAAUUAUCCUGUUCUCCCGAAAGAGUCAAAGGUUAAAAGGGUGGGAGAUUUUGUGGAUGAUGGAUUGAAUGGUACCGUAGAUGCAGGGUGGACAGAUGCCCCUGUAAAUCAGAUGGUAAUGAAGUAUAAUGGGCCGGUGUAGCAUCCGUAGUUGCAUAUGAUAUGCCAUUUACAACAGCUUGGAAUAGGCAGUGCGAGUGCGUAAAGGGUGGCUGCAUGAUUCUUCUUUUUCAUUUGGGAAGGUAAGAAAAGGGUAGAAUUGAGAAUGAGGUCGCUCAAAGCAUCCUAAGAGUUGCUCCAAUAGAAAAAAUGGUGGUGGGCCAAUGAGGUGGGUUGGCCAUGUGCUGCAACAACUGGAGCCAGCCUGGAUGAGGGGGGCUUUCAUUAGGGUCGGAGCGGAGGGCAUGAAAGGUGGAUGAGUGGAAGACUUAGAAGGAUAUGGAAUGUGGUGGCAAGAAGGGAUGCAAAGACUUGUUAACUUACCAGUACAAGUCCUCGGGAAUCAUUGGCGAAACAAUACUUGUAAAACCAAUCUCAAGUAGCCUCAAGAAGCUGGAACAAGGCGUGAAGAAUCUUCUUUCUAAUCUCCUUUGAUUUUUCUAAAACCUGAAGUCCAGGCCUUGCUGGAUUUAGAACUGUGCUACUCUGCUUGUUAGAAUUUAAUACAUCAAGGCUAUCCAUCACUUUCAGAUGGACCUGCUUUGAUUGUGGGGGUGGAUGUAAAAUAGGCCAUGGACAAGGAUAUUCUGGUUACUUUUGGAGA
This is a messenger RNA of Magnolia sinica, 2371 nucleotides long. Its product is annotated as amidophosphoribosyltransferase, chloroplastic-like. Bases 32 to 1750 code for a protein of 572 amino acids. Gene Ontology annotation, cellular component: cytoplasm. The record is from RefSeq and is a predicted model, not a curated record. The transcript has 2 exons. Lineage: Eukaryota; Viridiplantae; Streptophyta; Magnoliopsida; Magnoliales; Magnoliaceae. Gene Ontology annotation, molecular function: amidophosphoribosyltransferase activity. Gene Ontology annotation, biological process: purine nucleotide biosynthetic process; purine nucleobase biosynthetic process.